AUGGCCCAAAUGACGUCGAAAUGGACGGAUUUGAACGGGAAAAUUAGUAAGUUCAACGCUUGUUUCAUUCAAAAGAACCGAAACCCACAAAGUGGAGCGAGCGAGGCGACAAUCAUGCGACAAGCCACCGAAGAGUAUUGCGAUCUCUACAAAAAGAGGAGUUUUCCACACGUGGCGGCAUGGGAAGUUGCGAGAAAUCACCCGAAAUGGGUUCCGGUUGAGUUGGUUGACAUGCGUGGUCCUACCGCUCCAAAAAAACAAGGAGGUUCGAAAAGAUCAAAGACAUCCGAUUGGGGGAACUACACGACUUCCGCGUCGGAUAACUUGCCCCAAAUGAACUUAAACGAAAACCCCCUUGACGAACCCGAUCAACCCGUUGACGACCCCGAGGAAGAAGAUACACCUACAAGGCCACGACGCAAGAAAAGUGGUGAAUCGUCAAGCAAAGGGAAGGAAGCGGUGGCGGAGUCCAUCUUCAGAAUCGAAGAGGAAAAAAUGUCGCGAUACAAGAAGCGAGCAGGCGUACAUGGGACAAUUGAAAACGGUUGA
Messenger RNA from Helianthus annuus (common sunflower), 549 nucleotides. RefSeq lists its product as uncharacterized. Lineage: Eukaryota; Viridiplantae; Streptophyta; Magnoliopsida; Asterales; Asteraceae. The transcript is spliced from 2 exons. The record is from RefSeq and is a predicted model, not a curated record. Bases 1 to 549 code for a protein of 182 amino acids.